Molecule: messenger RNA, 3920 nt
Organism: Epinephelus moara (kelp grouper)
Lineage: Eukaryota; Metazoa; Chordata; Actinopteri; Perciformes; Serranidae
Gene: cntf
Product: ciliary neurotrophic factor
Exons: 4
Coding region: 138-719 (193 amino acids)
Biological process (GO): ciliary neurotrophic factor-mediated signaling pathway; negative regulation of neuron apoptotic process
Molecular function (GO): ciliary neurotrophic factor receptor binding
Source: RefSeq, a predicted model, not a curated record
AAAAACGCCCCUGUGGCUUGCGGAACCAAUUAAAUCCCCUCUCGCUGCGUGCAUGCCAACAUGAACACCGACAUAAACACGCUUCAUUGACCCUCGCCGUGACGAUCUCCGGUUCGCGUUGAGAGGCUGGAGUGCAAAUGGCAGAGCAGGAGGAGCAGCAGAUAACAGCGCUGGACACGCCGGUGCCUGGUCCGUCGGACACGGGGCGAGCGGUGGCUCUUGCACGGCUAUUGCACCACGAAUGUAGUCGUCUGCUCCAGCUAUUUAAAGAAAGGGAGACCUUCUUGUCGGACACCACCCCUGAUGGAGGACGCUUGGUGUCCCCGUCCCCAGACACCGAGGAGCCUAGCACGGAGCAGCAGGUGCGGUUGCUGCACUCAGCUCUGCGGCAGUGCCUGGGGCUGAUCCACUGUGUCAUCCUGAAGGAAGAGGAGGAGUGGGGUGAGCUGGAGGGCGACUACGAGACCAUGAGGAAGAACGUCCGACUCCGCCUGGAGCACCUGCUCUUCAGCACCAAAAGUCUAGUGGAGACCGAGAACAUGACCCUGGAAGUCACCCCAGACCAUCAGUGCAAUGAGGAAACUGAUGGCGCUGGGGGAGCUUUCGGGCUCAAAAUGUGGACCUAUCGAGUGCUGCUGGAGCUAGUCCACUGGUCUGACCAUGCUGCGCAGACCCUCCAUGUCUUACACACAGAGAGGGAAGGAACACAAGAGAUCUGAUUUUCUUAGUCUCAAUCCAACAACGUCUAUGAAUGAACUCACUCAACACUAACAGCCAGCUUUCCCUUUCAUGUAUUCCAAAUUGAAUAUUAAGCAGUGUGGGAUAUACUCUGUGAACACUAGAGGUUAUAAAAUGUGCUGCUUAACUAAAAUCACAACUAAGCUCCUUUAACAAAGCCCUGUAGACAGCUUUUCCCAGACGUUGGUAUUUCCACAGCAAGUGCUAAAAUGACCUCAAGUUUGCCUCGGUUGCUAUUUCCUUUGACAAAGAAGUGAGUGCAGACCUUUAACUGUAUAAAGGUUGGUUUGCUUUGUGAAGUGGCAGAGUUAGACUGUUUGAAAAUGUAUUUUUUUUUGUAUACAGUGUGUAAUUUAUUUUUAUUUAAGUGGAUUUGCCUUUGAUGACUAAUUAUCUGCUGUUCCUAACACUCCAAUAUCUAAGAAACGCUAGAAUGUAGCCAAAAACACUCAACUGAUAAACUGUGACUGAUGUGCAGCUGAAUCUGUAGCCAUUAGCUAUUUUAAUAGAUCACUGAGCUUUUAAUGUCACACCUUAUUAACAUAUCUAAUCUAGAUAAUUCCAUAUCAGAUCUCGUGUUGUCAUGUAUAGACUGAAUGCUUGUAUUGUUUAUGGUUCGGCACAAUCUGUGAUGAUCAAGUGUCAUGUUUGCUGCUCUGGUCACCAAGUUCUCUCCUGAUGUUAUACUUGAAUAUGCUGCUGCACCGUUCACAAGUUUGAACUGUAAAUACAGUCGUUCUCAAAUCUUUUCUGUCAUGCCCCUCUUAGGAAGGAGAGAGGAAGUUUGAGAACCACUGUGGUAGAUUUUUAGUUUACAGUAGGAAUGUACUGUCUCGCCAAACGUAUCAAACACACUGCACUCAUGACAAGCCCUUUAACAUUUCAUCAGUAGCUUUUACAGCAAUUGUAGAAAUUGUCAUUUGCUUUUUCACUAGUUAGACCUCCAAACCAACAUAUCCUUAAUGUGACUUUGACUAGUAGCAAUUUCAGUUCUCACCAGUCAAAAUGUCAAUUCUUGAUUCUUAGUUAAAAUGAUCACUGUAGUUAUCUGUUACUUAAUUACAACUAAUCAGCUUUUACCAUUGACUUCUAUUCAAAGUCAUUUACAGAUGAUUAAAAUUGUAAAAGGUUAAAAUUCCAAGUUGACACAUUCAUAAUAUACUUUUCCGCAAUGUAAUUUUGACUAGUAGCAAGUCCAAUUCUCACUAGUCAAAAUGUUAAUUCUUGAUAUCAAUGAUUAAUUUAUUAGUGUGAAUGAUCAUUGUAGAUAUCUGUAACUUAAUAACAACAAGUCAACUUUUACUAUUGAUUUCUAUUCAAAGUCAUUUACAGAUAUCUAUAAUUAAAAUAUUAACGUGUUAAAAUUCCAUGUCGACAUAUCCAUAAUGUAAGUACACUAGAAGCAAUUCCAGUUAAAUUAUUUACAAUUCAUUUCUCACAAGUCAAAAUGUUAAUUCUUGAUAUCAAUGAUUAAUGUAUUAGUGGAAAUGAUCAGUGUUAUCUGUAACUUAAUUACAACAAGUCAAAUUUUACCAUUGACUUCCAUUCAAACUCAAUUGCAGAUAUUUAUAAUUAAAAUUUUAACAGGUAAAAAUUCCACAUUGACAUACCAAUAAUCUAAUUUUGACUCGUAGCAAUUCCAAUUAAAGAUAUCUACAAAUCAUUUCUCACUUGUCAAAAUGUUAAUUCUUGAUAAUUCAAUUACAACUACUCAGCUUCUACCAUUGACUUCUAUUCAAAGUCAUUUACAGAUAUCUAUAAUUAAAAUUUUAACAGAUUAAAAUUCCAAGUCGACAUAUCCAUAAUGUAAUUUACCAUAGUAUAAUUUUGACAGUUAGCGAUUCUAAUUAAAGAUAUCUACAGUUCAUUUGUCACUAGUCAAAAUGUUAAUUCUUGAUACCAAUGAUUCAUUUAUUAGUGGAAAUGAUCAUUGUAGAUAUCCGUAACUUAAUUACAACAAGUCAACUUUUACCAUUGACUUCCAUUCAAACUCAAUAACAUAUCUAUAUAUAUAUCUAUAAUUCAGUUUUGACGCGUUAAAAUUCAAAGAAGCCAUAUCCAUAGUGUAAUUUUGGCUUGUCAGAAUUGAAUUUUAAGAUGUCUAAAAUUCCAUAUAUAUCUGUAAUGUAGAAACAAUGUACAUUUCAGCUACUAAGAAUAUAAUUGUUAAUAUCAAUAAUUAACAUUUUGACUAGUGAGAAUUGAGUUGCAGAUAUCAUUAAUUAGAAGUGCACCCAGUCAAAAUAAUAUUAUGGAUAUGUAAACUUGGCACUGUAACACGUCAAAGUUGAAUUGUAGAUAUCUUCAAUUGAGUUUUAAUAGAAAUCAAUGGAAAAAGUUGACUAGUUGUAAUUAAGGUACAAAUAUCUCUCGUGAACAUUCACGUGAGAAAUGAGUUGUAGAUAUUUUUAAAUUGCAACUAAUUAAAGUUGGAUUAUUUAUGUCAGCUUGGAAUUGUAACUAGUGUAAAAUUACGUUUGUCCUAGUAACAGUUUUAUCUGCAAUGUGUACAAUUCCUUCUUAUAAAUAGGCAGAAUUGAAUUUUAGAAAUCAAAAAAGUGCGACCACAUCAAUAUGCGAAUUUAACAGCUGACCAAUGGCUUUGUGCUACUUAAAUGAUAUGAUGUCCACAUAUUUGAAAUGGUUUGUUGAUAUGCCAGACAUAUCAGAAAUACAUUUGUUGACAUCUGGAAUGAUAAAUUACAUUUGCACUAGUGGGAAAUUAAUUAUAAAUAUCUGCAAUUGUUAUUUUUACUGGUGAAAACUGAGUUACUGAUAUCUAUGAUUAAAUUAAAUUAUUAAGAUAUCUGUAUAUCACUUUUAACUAAAUGUAAUUUCUACAUGUUUAAAUAUGUUUUUAACAUUGUUAAAAUUGUUUUACAGAUAUCUUCGACAAACAUAUUAACUAGUCAAAAUGACAUUUUGACAUGUUCAAAUAUCAUCUCCACAAGUGAAAACUAAAUAGCUCCUUGUCAGCCCUGCUGAUGAAACGUUAAAGGGCUUGCCAUGCUGCACCACAACAACUUCAUGGUAGCGUUCAAUGCCUGACGCAGCAUAGACCCACUGAGUGAAUGAACUGUGACUUCCAGACUUGUUGGUAUGGUGGAUUUCUUACUGCCGUGUUUUUCCUUUAUCUCCGUGAUGAAUAACUGGAUGUGCAUUAAAGAUUAUAACAGUCGUAA